Messenger RNA from Abrus precatorius (Indian licorice), 1584 nucleotides. Its product is annotated as amino acid permease 1-like. The transcript has 6 exons. NCBI's taxonomy places the organism in Eukaryota, Viridiplantae, Streptophyta, Magnoliopsida, Fabales, Fabaceae. The coding region runs from base 126 to 1520 and encodes 464 amino acids. Gene Ontology annotation, cellular component: plasma membrane. The record is from RefSeq and is a predicted model, not a curated record.
GGGUACUUGGCGUCUAUCUUAUUGUUAUCUGAUUUAGACACAGUAAUCAUUUCCAACAAUCAAACGGUGAAGUCCUAUGGUGCAUCGUUCUGGGAGAGUUCAUACUUGACUCAAAGGGGAUCUCAAUGGACAAUACUAAGCCCCUUAUGGAACUUGAACUCGAUGAUGAUGGCAGAAUCAGAAGAACCGGGAAUGUGUUGACAGCAAGCACACACAUUAUAACAGUGGUGGUAGGCGCAGGGGUGUUGGCUCUGGCAUGGGCCAUGGCCCAACUUGGAUGGAUAGCUGGCAUAGGCAGUAUCUUAGCCUUUUCAUCUAUUUCCAUUUUCACUUACAGUCUUGUAGCUGAUUGUUACAGAUACCCAGACCCAGUCACUGGCAAAAGAAAUUACACUUAUAUGCAGGCUGUGAAGGCGUACUUAGGUGGAACAAUGCAUGUGCUUUGUGGAUUGGUUCAAUAUACAAAGCUCGCUGGGAUCACAGUGGGCUACACAAUCACUUCAUCCACAAGCUUGGUGGCAAUAAGAAAAGCAAUUUGCAUCCACCAGGGAGGACAUACUGGUUCAUGCAAGUUUUCAAACAAUCCCUUCAUGAUCGGUUUUGGUAUUUUGCAAAUAUUUUUAUCUCAAAUCCCAAACUUCCACGAGCUUACAUGGCUUUCAACCGCUGCUGCUAUCACCUCUUUUGGUUAUGUAUUCAUUGGAAGUGGCCUUUGUCUCUCCCUCGUCGUCUCAGGAAAAGGAGCGGCAACAAGCAUAACAGGAACCAGUGUAGGGCCAGAGCUAUCUGCAGAAGAUAAAGUUUUGAGGGUUUUCACUGCAAUGGGAAACAUAGCACUUGCUUGCACUUACGCCACAGUUGUUUAUGAUAUAAUGGACACAUUAAAGUCACAUCCACCAGAAAAUAAACAAAUGAAAAAGGCUAACGUGCUAGGCGUCACAGCAAUGACAAUAGUGUUCUUGCUAUGUAGUGGCCUUGGCUAUGCUGCUUUUGGUGAUAACACACCUGGGAACAUCUUAACCGGAUUUACAGAGCCCUUCUGGUUGGUCGCCUUGGGCAACGCAUGCAUCGUAAUCCACAUGAUUGGAGCAUAUCAGGUAAUGGGUCAACCAUUUUUUCGUAUAGUUGAAAUGGGUGCUAACAUGGUGUGGCCAGAUUCAGAUUUCAUAAACAAGGAAUAUCCAUUCAAGAUGGCCAGUGUAACGGUCAAUUUCAACCUGUUUAGGCUAAUAUGGAGGACCAUUUUUGUGAUAUUAGCCACAAUUCUUGCCAUGGCGAUGCCAUUUUUCAGUGAGAUUCUUUCCCUCCUUGGAGCAAUUGGGUUCGGACCUCUUGUUGUCUUCUUUCCUAUACAAAUGCACAUUGCACAGAAGCGCAUAAGAAAACUAUCACUGAGAUGGUGUGGGCUCCAACUUUUAAGCUGCUUGAGCUUCAUUGUUUCAUUGGCUGCCAUAGUUGGUUCAGUUCAUGGAAUUAUCAAGGAUUUCCAUAAAUACAGCCUUUUCAUGUAUAAACAAUAGUCCCUUUAGAAACCAAAAUAUGAAAUAAAUGCAACUAAAUUUACCUUUAUUUUUAUCAUUCUUU